Xenopus laevis (African clawed frog) is the source of this 718-nucleotide messenger RNA. RefSeq names its product cytochrome c oxidase copper chaperone COX17 L homeolog (gene cox17.L). Gene Ontology annotation, cellular component: mitochondrial intermembrane space; cytoplasm. Lineage: Eukaryota; Metazoa; Chordata; Amphibia; Anura; Pipidae. Gene Ontology annotation, molecular function: copper ion binding; copper chaperone activity. The record is from RefSeq and is marked provisional. Gene Ontology annotation, biological process: mitochondrial respiratory chain complex IV assembly.
GUCUACACCCACUCCUCUCACGCCUUGCCCGGGCUCUGUGUUGCCGUCCUUUGCGAAGUGUCUGCGUUUAAGUGGAGUUACCGCUCCCCCGACCGAUACCAGUGUUUCCAUAACGAUUAUGGGGUUUUCUGUAAACAAUAUGGCUGCCGGAGAGCACGAGGAAACACUACAAGUUCCGGCAUGCACUGGGCGUGAGCGCGUGCGCAGUAUUACCUUCCCCUUGUGUAACGGAAGCACGUGAGAGAGCCGCUAGGAGACCAACUACUAAGGACAAGUGGGGCCGCGCCACUUCUGCAGAGACAUGUCUAGUUUGGCCGCAGCCAGUUGUGAGUCUCUGAGCCCCAGUGCAGAGAGUCAGGAGAAGAAGCCCCUGAAGCCGUGCUGUGCGUGUCCGGAGACUAAGAAAGCACGAGAUGCCUGUAUCAUUGAGAAUGGCGAGGAGAAGUGUCAGCAUCUUAUUGAGGCGCACAAGGAGUGCAUGAGAUCCCUGGGAUUCAAAGUGUGACCAUGGGGCGGGGAGCGACUGAGUGUGAGUGGGAAUGGGUGAGUGCGGACUUACAUUUUUAACUUAUUUCUGUCGCGUGUUGGAGUGUGCUGUGGGCGCCCGGAUGCCAUAACUGAAGGAGUGCUGCUGGCCUGCUUUCCUCGCUUUCUUUCUGACUCAUUGAGGCACUCCCAAUUCUCUCUCUUUGAAAUGGAUUAAAUAUGCAUAAGACAA